GAUAUAGCAGCAGGCUUACGCGUAUGGACCGAGGCUACCAUAGGCUUCAGGUAUUCAAUCUCGAGAACAGAAUGUCUGCCACUAUACUCAAAGAACAAUACCCUGAUUCUCGAAUCAUCUGUAUAUGCGGAGAUGAAAGUAUGGAGGAUAUCACUCUCGGAAUUAAACAACCAUGACCCAAAGUGCCGCAUGAUUGUUCAAGUGACCGUAUUUUCGUCGUCGGCCUACUCUUAUCAAACCGUAUAAGAAGAGCCAUGAAUCUCAGUUACAGCUUAUAGUCACUUCACUCAAGAGUCGCCUAUACAAAUUUCGCGCAUACUAACAUGUCUACCAACAGCAAAAAGGGAUCUUUGAUCAUUGCCGGGUCUGGCAUUGCGUCCAUCCGACACAUUACUCUCGAAACCCUCUCUUACAUCGAAAACGCGGACAAGGUCUAUUACAUCGUCACCGACCCUGCUACGGAAGCCUUCAUUCAAGAGAAAAGCAGAGGCAACUUUGCUGACUUGACCAUUUAUUAUGAUAAGGACAAGUCUCGCUAUGAAAGCUACGUCCAAAUGAGCGAGGUUAUGCUACAUGAUGUUCGGGCAGGUAUCCAAGUCGUCGGAGUCUUUUAUGGCCACCCUGGUGUCUUUGUUUCUCCCUCGCACAGGGCCAUUGCGAUCGCUCUUGACGAAGGAUUCCAUGCUAAAAUGCUUCCAGGCAUUUCGGCCGAGGACUACAUGUUCUCUGACCUCGGGUUUGAUCCUGCCAUCCCAGGAUGCAUGACCCAGGAGGCAACUAGCAUUGUGAUUCACAACAAGGUGCUGGACCCUACUAUUCACAACAUUAUCUGGCAAGUUGGGAGCGUUGGCGUUGACACAAUGGUGUUCGAUAACGGUCUAUUCCACCUUCUUGUAGACCAUCUCGAGAAGUAUUUUGGCCCGAAUGACAAAGUCAUCCACUACAUUGGAGCUGUUCUACCCCAGUCCGUGACAGUCAAGGACGAAUUCACAAUUGCAGAGCUACGCAAAGAGCGCAUCAUCAAACAGAUCACGACUGUCUCUACAUUCUAUGUGCCACCCCGUGAAAAAGCACCAGUUGUACAGAGUCUUCCGGAGGUACUCAAAUCCAGAUUCACUACAUCUAUAGUCUCCCCCAUCGCCUACGGAGAAUUUGAGCAUAACGCGGUCAGCCGCAUCGCGAACCAUAAUAUCCCUGUUGAUCAUGUAGAACUUCGGGCGUCUGCUGCGGUACGGAAGUUCAUGAUCGAUCUUGCACUGAAGCCAGAUCUCCAGGAUCGCUACAAGAAGGACCCAGUUGCUGUGACUAAUGCCAUUCCAGAGUUGACCGCCGAAGAGAGGUUUGCUCUUGGACUUGGAAAACCUGGACCUGUCAGUGUCAUUAUGCGUGCAACUAAAUCAGACCUUGCAGCUGGAAAUUUCCCUACCUCUGAAACGAUUGCUGAUUCUGUUGGAUCGGAUGGGCUGAACGCUGUUACGUCUCUUACUGUUGUUGUUGUGACACUUUGACACACUUUGAUCAGGCCUUUUUGAGGUAUUAGACUUCCACAGUAAAUUUGUAAUUACGCCUCGAAAUUUUCCCUUUUUGUUCCUGUUAGUUUGCGCUAUGGCUCGCAGAAAACAUGUC
Messenger RNA from Lentinula edodes (shiitake mushroom), 1626 nucleotides. Its product is annotated as tetrapyrrole methylase. The record is from RefSeq and is a predicted model, not a curated record. Bases 324 to 1508 code for a protein of 394 amino acids. NCBI's taxonomy places the organism in Eukaryota, Fungi, Basidiomycota, Agaricomycetes, Agaricales, Omphalotaceae. The transcript is spliced from 5 exons. Gene Ontology annotation, molecular function: methyltransferase activity.